Molecule: messenger RNA, 501 nt
Organism: Penicillium daleae
Lineage: Eukaryota; Fungi; Ascomycota; Eurotiomycetes; Eurotiales; Aspergillaceae
Product: MARVEL domain-containing protein
Exons: 3
Coding region: 1-501 (166 amino acids)
Biological process (GO): eisosome assembly; protein localization to plasma membrane
Cellular component (GO): eisosome; plasma membrane
Source: RefSeq, a predicted model, not a curated record
AUGCAGAUCGUCUCUAGUAUUGCACGAUUCUUACAGAUCCUCUUCAGCGUUGUUGUGCUGGGUCUCUCUAUCACUUUGGCAAGACAACAAAAGUAUGGAAAGGUCCCAUCUCAGACCAGCUACGCUGCUUUCACUGGGGCUCUUGGUAUCAUUGCCUCAGUGAUUGGUAUUGUCUCUCUCUUCGUCGACCGGUUAAGAGGUGUCUUUACCUGGGUUCUUGACGGCGUCACUAGUAUUGCCCUCUUAGCUGCGGGCGUGGCUUUCUCGGUGGCCCUCAAGGGUGUCGACUGCAAUAAUACUUCGACUGAUGGGCCCAGUUGGGACAAUCCCCUAAUCAGCGGGGGGUGCUACGUGGAUAAGGAGGGCACGAAGUGGUGUGCUGACAAGUACAAGGUGCAUAGCCGUUGCGUUACUGCCGAGGCUGACGCUGCGUUUAUGUUCCUUGCCUUCCUUGCUUGCAUUGGUGUGCUUGUCGUUUCUUUCCUUUCCCGCCGCAACUAA